AUGGAGAGCAAGUGCAGAAUUUUAUCUCAUAAAGAUGAAUGUGGCAAUCAAGGCUGGUUGUGGGAUUGUAGUGGGCUUAACUUAGAAAAAAUACCUCGUGAAAUCCCAGCUACCUUGAAAUAUGUACCGAAUUUAGAAAAGCUGUAUAUUCGUUUCAACAAAAUUACAUCAAUCACAGAGUCAGACUUUAUCACCUUUAAGAGAUUACGAAAAACAAAGAUUUAUGUUCAUGGAAAUCCUAUAAACUGUGAUUGUCUACAUGUUCAAUCACUCAGAUGGAUGAGGGAAAUUCAGCACUUAUUUGCUGAUCUAAAUGAAACUUUCUGCAGUGAAAAGAGUUUAACUGUGUUAGAACUCCUUCAAGAAAAUUCUUUUGAAGAAUUUGAGAAAAAAUGUCAGACAGAGACAUGGCUUGCCAUCUCUGUUUUGAUAUUAUUAAUUCUUAUUGCUACAAUCACUGUUGUUUUCCUGGCAAAAAAAUAUCGUGUUCAUAUUGAUUAUGUUAUUCUGAACUUGCGUAACAGGUGGAAAGGUGUAUAUUCAGUCGAGAGUGGGGACUUUCAGUUUGAUGCUUUUAUAUCCUAUGCUGAAGAUGACUAUAGAAUUGUUAGCACUACAUUAUAUCAAACACUAACAAAGAGAGGCUUUCAAAUAAGUUUUCCAGAUAAAGACUUCAUUCCUGGAAUAUCUAAAGCUGACGAACUGUUACGGUUUAUAGACAAAAGUAGGAAAGUUGUGUUCAUUGUAACUGAAAAUUUUCUGGCCAAUGGUUGGAAUUCGUAUGCUGUACAAAUGGCGGUGACGCAUUCGUUUCAUACGAAUCGAAGACAAACCAUCAUAGUGAUAAUUAAAGAUGAUAUUACCAUAAAACGAAUGCCAAAAGACUUGCGAUAUAUCUGGUGGUCCAUUGUAAGUAUAAGGUGGCCAGAAACUAGUGAGCUGAUGGAUCAAUUUUGGGAUGAACUUGAUUGUGCCUUAAAAUCGGUUUAA
Messenger RNA from Saccostrea echinata, 990 nucleotides. Its product is annotated as toll-like receptor 2 type-2. The transcript has 2 exons. Gene Ontology annotation, molecular function: protein binding; transmembrane signaling receptor activity. The record is from RefSeq and is a predicted model, not a curated record. Bases 1 to 990 code for a protein of 329 amino acids. Gene Ontology annotation, cellular component: membrane. Lineage: Eukaryota; Metazoa; Mollusca; Bivalvia; Ostreida; Ostreidae. Gene Ontology annotation, biological process: immune response; toll-like receptor signaling pathway.